Ctenopharyngodon idella (grass carp) is the source of this 1529-nucleotide messenger RNA. Its product is annotated as gastrula zinc finger protein XlCGF7.1-like. The record is from RefSeq and is a predicted model, not a curated record. NCBI's taxonomy places the organism in Eukaryota, Metazoa, Chordata, Actinopteri, Cypriniformes, Xenocyprididae. The transcript has 3 exons. Gene Ontology annotation, biological process: regulation of transcription by RNA polymerase II; central nervous system development. Gene Ontology annotation, molecular function: RNA polymerase II cis-regulatory region sequence-specific DNA binding; DNA-binding transcription factor activity, RNA polymerase II-specific. Gene Ontology annotation, cellular component: nucleus. The coding region runs from base 287 to 1222 and encodes 311 amino acids.
AAGAAAGAAGAAACAGAUUAGUCUGCUUUUGUUGUCACGGAGAAAAAAGCUACUCGAUUAAUUACUUAUUAGCCUAAAUAACAUCUGGAUGCAUUCAUAUGUGGUAAAAGGUCUCCUGACAGAUGUGGUCCUGUGGGCGUCAGUAUCACACAGUGAUCACAGUUCACACCUGCAGUGAAGCUCCUCCCACAACAAUUCACCAAUAAAUACUGGGAAUAUUCACAUCAUCCUACAAGAGAAGGACAAACUCCAGGUGUAGCAGCUGAAAUCUGUGUGACUGUUAAAGAUGGAGUUUAUUAAAGAGGAGAUUGAAGACAUGAGUGAUCCAGAACCAUCCAGAAUAAAACAUGAAGAUACUGAGGAACAAAUAGACUGGAUGGAGAUUAAACUGGAAAAACAUGAACUGAAUGAAGCAGAGGAGGAAAAGCGGAGCAUCAAAACUCAAAGAACAAAAGAUAAGCCGUACACCUGCUCUCAGUGUGGAAAGAGUUUCAGUCGCAAAGGAAACCUAAAAACACACAUGAGAAUUCACACUGGAGAGAAACCGUAUACAUGCACUCAAUGUGGAAAGACUUUUGCUUCUCAAUUAGGCCUCAAAUUUCAUCUGCGCAUUCACUCUGGAGAAAAACCAUUUAACUGUAAUCAGUGUGGUAAAUUUUUUUUUUCGGCAUCAAAUCUAAAACAACACCUGAAAGUUCAUUCAGGUGAGAAGCCUUAUGUGUGUUCUUUCUGUGGAAAGAGUUUCUCGAGGCUGGAACAUUGUAAACAUCACCAGAAAACACAUGAUGAAGUGAGAGAUUAUAUGUGCUUUGAUUGUGGGAAGAGCUUUACAACAGCUGAGCAUCUGAAACAGCACCGAAGAAUUCAUACUGGAGAAAGACCUUACAAGUGCUCAUCUUGUGACAAGAGUUUCACUCAGUCUCCACACCUGAAAUCACAUGAGCGAAUUCAUACUGGAGAGAAGCCGUAUCACUGUACUCAGUGUGAGAAGAGUUUCAAAGAUUCAACAGGUUUCAGAAUUCAUCUGCUCCGUCACUCUGGAGAAAAACCAUUUAACUGUGAUCAGUGUAGUAAAGAUUUUAUUUUAUCAUCAGAUCUAAAACAACACCUGAAAGUUCAUUCAGGUGAGAAGCCUUAUGUGUGUUCUCUGUGUGGAAAGAGUUUUUCAUGGCUGAAAAGUUUUAAACUGCACCAAAAAACACAUGAUAGUGAAACCAGAUAGUCUCCUGGUUUCACAGACAAGGUUUAAAGUGUCUAAAAUAUCUUAAAAUAUGUCAGUGCCAUUGUUUUUUUUUUUUUUCUUCUUCUCUCAAGAUGGACAGCAGUAAUGUAUUUUCUAGGGUAUGUUCAUAAAACCUACUUAAAUACCCUAAUUGUACUGAGGCCUAAUCCUGGCCUGUCUGUGCAACCGGGCCCAUGUGUGUUUGUGACUGUGGGAAGAGUUUUAUUAGAGCUGACUGUCUGAAACAGCACCAAAGAAUUCAUACUGGAGAAAAACCUUACAAGUGCUCAUAUUGUGACAAGAGUUU